CUCUUUUUCUCUUCCAUCUCUCUCUCGGGAAAGGAGCAUCUUCCUCCUUUCCCGAGAGAGAGAGAGGCAGACGCGCGCGCGCGCACAUACACACACUCAGAAAGACAGACAGAGAGAGAGAGAGAGCGAGGGAGAUAUAGGGGAGGGCGCAAGAGCGCGCAAGCGAGCCAGCGGGUGAAGUGCGCGUGCUCUGUCACCGCCGCCGCCGCUUGAGAGGAGGAGAGACGUUUAUUCAGCUGGUGGAUAAGGAAACGAGCGGAGGGCAGGGAUGAACAGAUAGAGGCACCAGCCAGUGAAUCAAUGAACGGAUCGCGACCUGGGCUUUUUCCAGAGUACCAAACCGAUUAUGUUUAAAGAUGAGCCGAGCAUUGAUAUGCAGAGAGGCUCCCCCUGCUGCUGCUAAGAAUAGAAAACACCGAGGUGGAGGAGAGCCGUUUGUUUUGUUUUAGGUAUCGACCUACACUGAGCUGACCCAGAGCACAACUCGGUAGAGUCCAGUGAAGGUCCACAUCAGCAGAAAUGGCUCCGGCAGCCAUGUCUAAGCCUCCGUCCUCUCUCAACUCACUCCGCCCUUUCCACUUUUCUCCCUCUUCUUUCCUUCUCUGCCUCCUUCUCUCCUUCUUUUUGUUGCUGUCAUGCCCUGGAUCGGUCAGUGCGGGUGCCGGAAAGAAAAACUGUUCCUCUGGUGGAGACCCCUGUCAGGAAGGAGUGGUGCUGCCUGUCUGGAACCCUCAGAACCCCUCUGUAGGAGAUAAAGUGGCACGAGCCAUUGUUUACUUUGUAGCACUCAUCUACAUGUUCCUGGGCAUGAGCAUUAUAGCGGACCGGUUCAUGUCUUCUAUAGAGGUGAUAACCUCCCAAGAGAAGGAGAUCACCAUAAAGAAGUCGAAUGGUGAGACCACCACAGCCACCGUGAGAAUCUGGAAUGAGACUGUUUCUAAUCUCACUCUAAUGGCCUUGGGUUCCAGUGCCCCUGAGAUACUGCUGUCUGUUAUUGAGGUGUGCGGUCACGGUUUUGAGGCUGGUGAUCUAGGUCCCAGCACCAUUGUGGGCAGCGCCGCCUUCAAUAUGUUCGUCAUCAUCGCUCUGUGUGUGUAUGUGGUCCCCGACGGAGAAACGCGCAAAAUCAAACACCUUCGGGUGUUUUUUGUCACGGCGGCUUGGAGUAUCUUCGCCUACAUCUGGCUCUACCUGAUUCUGAGUGUCUUUUCCCCUGGAGAGGUGGAGGUGUGGGAGGCAGUGCUUACUUUCCUUUACUUCCCACUCUGCGUGGUCCAGGCCUGGGUGGCCGACCGCCGCCUUCUCUUCUACAAGUAUGUCCGCAAGCGUUACCGUGCCGACAAGAAUCGGGGAAUCAUUAUUGAGACAGAGGGUGGGGCUGAUGGAGGGCUAGGCAUGGAUGGAGGAGGAGGGGGUGGAGUGCUGGGUCCAGGGGGCUUCACCAAGAUGGACAUGCUGGAGCUGGACGGACAGAUAGCGCUGAACUGUCACAGCGGGAUGGAUGGAGGCAUGAUGGAGGAUGGAGGAGCAAAGGACGAUGAGGACGAGGCUAGGAGGGACAUGGCAAGGACGCUAAAGGAGCUGAAGCAGAGGCACCCGGAUAAAGACAUGGAGCAGCUGAUUGAGAUGGCUAAUUAUCAGGUCCUAAUGCAGCAGCAAAAGAGCCGAGCAUUUUACCGCAUCCAGGCAACCAGGAUGAUGAUCGGAGCAGGUAACAUCCUCAAGAAGCACGCUGCUGACCAGGCCCGCAAGGUGGUAAGCAGCCAUGAGACCCAGGCCCAGGAGGAUGACCCUCACACCAUCAGGAUUGAGUUUGAACCCUCUUUGUAUCAGUGCUUUGAAAACUGUGGGUCCCUGAAACUGACUGUUGGCAGACAUGGAGGUGACCCCGGAGUUACUGUCAAGGUGGAUUAUCGCACAGAGGACGGUACGGCCAACGCAGGUUCAGAUUAUGAGUUUGCAGAGGGAACGCUGCUGUUCAAGCCGGGAGAAACCCUCAAAGGCAUCUUUACAUUUGAAAGUGCCACUCAGAGGGUGAGUGAAAGUGUUGGCGUGAUGGAGGUGAAGGUUCUCAGGACGUCGGGGGCUCGAGGCCUGGUCGCCAUUCCCUAUCGAACCUUGGAUGGAACCGCUAAGGGAGGGGAGGACUACGAAAUGGCUGCAGGCAAGCUGGAGUUUCAGAAUGAUGAGACCAUGAAGAUCAUCGAGGUGAAAAUCAUUGAUGAUGAAGAGUAUGAGAAGAACAAGACCUUUACCAUCGAGCUGGGAGAGCCUGUUCUGUUGGAGAUAGGACAGAAACACGGUGACUCGAAUGAAAACAAGCCUUUGGUGGGGGCGGAGGAGGAAGAGGUGGCCAAGAUGGGCUGUCCCAGUUUGGGCGAACACACACAGGUAGAAGUGGUCAUAGAGGAGUCCUACGAGUUCAAGAGAGCAGUAAAUACACUUCUUAGGCAUGCUGAAAAGAGUACAGUAGAUAAGCUGAUCAAGAAGACAAACUUGGCCUUGGUGGUGGGAAGCAGCAGCUGGAGGGAACAGUUUGUCAAUGCUGUUACAGUCAGUGCAGGAGAUGAUGACGAGGAGGAGAGCGGUGAGGAGCGGCUGCCCUCCUGCUUCGACUACAUCAUGCACUUCCUCACUGUCUUCUGGAAGGUUCUGUUCGCCUUCGUUCCUCCCACAGAGUACUGGAACGGCUGGGCCUGCUUCAUUGUCUCCAUAUCGCUUAUCGGCGUCCUCACCGCAGUCACGGGCGAUCUGGCAUCUCACUUCGGCUGCACGAUAGGACUGAAGGACUCGGUGACGGCUGUGGUGUUUGUAGCGCUGGGAACAUCAGUGCCAGACACAUUUGCCAGCAAGGUCGCUGCCAUCCAGGACCAGUACGCUGACGCCUCCAUCGGCAACGUCACCGGCUCCAAUGCGGUUAACGUCUUUCUGGGCAUUGGCGUGGCAUGGACCAUCGCUGCCGUCGCCUGGCGCUCCAAGGGCAAACCUUUCAAGGUGGACCCAGGAAGUCUGGCCUUCUCUGUCACCCUCUUCACUAUCUUAGCUGUGGUGAGCGUGCUCACGCUUCUGUACCGGAGGCGGGCAACAGUCGCCGGUGGCGAGCUGGGUGGGCCGCGGACUUGCAAAAUAAUAACGUCGCUGAUGUUUGUCUCAUUGUGGCUGAUUUACAUCCUGCUGGCUUCCCUGGAGGCCUAUUGCCAUAUACCAGGGUUUUAAAUGGAAAGGAAAGCAGAGGGAGAGAGAGGCCCACUGCCAAUAUGAAAAGAGAGAGAGAGAGCAAUGCAGCAGUGAGAGAGGGAGAAGAGAUGGAUCGAUAUGGGCCGACUUUUCAGGAAAUCUUUAAAUCCGUCCAAAGACUAUUUCAGUUUUUCAUCAGAUGUGUUUUUUCCCUACAUUCCUCUCUGUCCUGAAAAACAGAGAGUGAGUCCUCAUAAACAGUAAAACUUGCCAAAUGUCCAAAUUAAUAAUUAUUUAUUCUACAUUAGCAGCUCUUUUAGACAGGAAGCCCCUCCCUCUGGUCUAGUUAUGAGGAAACCUCUCGAAUACAUAAAAUUAAAAUGCAACAUCGUGGAAAAAAGGUACAAAACUGACUUUUGAGGCUGCUUCUAAAAUCAGCAGUUGACAACAAAGUGUACAGGCUCAUGUUGUCCUAAUAUACUGCCAAGACAGCUGGAAUGAAAAGACGAUCAGCUGGCUUCUGAAGAGAAAAUAGGUUGAGAGUGAGGAUUAAAGUGGGAUA
Messenger RNA from Haplochromis burtoni (Burton's mouthbrooder), 3739 nucleotides. RefSeq names its product solute carrier family 8 member 4b (gene slc8a4b). Gene Ontology annotation, biological process: cell communication; calcium ion import across plasma membrane; sodium ion transmembrane transport. Lineage: Eukaryota; Metazoa; Chordata; Actinopteri; Cichliformes; Cichlidae. The record is from RefSeq and is a predicted model, not a curated record. Gene Ontology annotation, molecular function: calcium:sodium antiporter activity. Gene Ontology annotation, cellular component: postsynapse; axon; sarcolemma.